Ochotona princeps (American pika) is the source of this 3673-nucleotide messenger RNA. RefSeq names its product HIC ZBTB transcriptional repressor 1 (gene HIC1). The transcript has 2 exons. The coding region runs from base 653 to 2872 and encodes 739 amino acids. NCBI's taxonomy places the organism in Eukaryota, Metazoa, Chordata, Mammalia, Lagomorpha, Ochotonidae. Gene Ontology annotation, cellular component: nucleus. Gene Ontology annotation, molecular function: DNA-binding transcription factor activity, RNA polymerase II-specific; protein binding; RNA polymerase II cis-regulatory region sequence-specific DNA binding. Gene Ontology annotation, biological process: regulation of transcription by RNA polymerase II. The record is from RefSeq and is a predicted model, not a curated record.
CUCGGGGCCCCACGGCCGCUUGGCCGCCUCUGAAGCGUGGGGGCCCGAGAGAGCACUAGCUGGGAGUGGAUGGGGCUGGGGCCGGCGCGUUCGUCCCGCCCUGUCUGAAGUUAGGAAACUUUUUUUUUCUCCCCCAAGUUUGGGGUGGCGGAGUUCCGGGGGAGAGAAGGGACCCGGGGAGGCUGCGGAGGGAGGCGCCGGGUGCGCGAAUGUCGGGCCGGGGCCGGGGCCGGAACGCGGGGUGGGGCGCAGGCCAGGGUCAGGGCCACAGCCGGCUGCGCGCCGCCGUGCCCGCCCGGGGCGCUGCCCCCUCCCUCCCCUGGGAGCUGCGUGGCUCCCCCCUCCCCCCCACCUGCUUCCUGCCUCAGCCUCCUGCCCCGAUAUAACGCCCUCCCCGCGCCGCGGCCGGGCCUUCGCGCUCUGCCCGCCACGGCGGCCGCUGCCUCCUCUCCCCGCCCCGCGGCCACUGCCCGGGGUGGGGGCUCCCGGCCAGGGUCCUGACAGCCCCCCGGCCGGGGCGGCGCCGCGGCGGGCCCCUGCGCUCCCGUGCUCCGUGUCACUUCCCCCAGCUGGGCCCACUUCUCCCGAGGCGGGGAGGCGCUUCUCCCCUCGGCUCCCCUUCUCCCCACUUAAGCAAACUUCUCGGCCCUGAAUGACUUUUCCUGAAGCGGACAUUUUACUUAAACCGGGAGAGUGUGCUGGGCAGACGAUGCUGGACACGAUGGAGGCGCCCGGCCACUCGAGGCAGCUGCUGCUGCAGCUCAACAGCCAGCGCACCAAGGGCUUCUUGUGCGACGUGAUCAUCGUGGUGCAGAACGCCCUCUUCCGCGCGCACAAGAACGUGCUGGCGGCCAGCAGCGCCUACCUCAAGUCCCUGGUGGUGCACGACAACCUGCUCAACCUGGACCAUGACAUGGUGAGCCCGGCCGUCUUCCGCCUCGUGCUGGACUUCAUCUACACCGGCCGCCUGGCCGACGGCGCCGAGGCGGCAGCUGCGGCUGCCGUGGCCCCCGGGGCCGAGCCGAGCCUGGGCGCCGUGCUGGCCGCCGCCAGCUACCUGCAGAUCCCCGACCUCGUGGCGCUGUGCAAGAAGCGCCUGAAGCGCCACGGCAAGUAUUGCCACCUGCGGGGCGGCGGCAGCGGCGGCGGCGGCUACGCGCCCUACGGCCGGCCCGGCCGGGGCCUGAGGGCCGCCACGCCCGUCAUCCAGGCCUGCUACUCGUCGCCGGUCGGGCCUCCGCCGCCGCCCCCGCCGCCCUCCGCCGCAGCCGCCGCCUCCGAGCCGUCGCCGGGCCCCGAGGCCGGGGUCAACACGCACUGCGCCGAGCUGUACGCCUCGGGGCCCGGCCCCGCCGCCGCCGCCCUCUGCGCCCCGGAGCGGCGCUGCUCCCCGCUCUGCGGCCUGGACCUGUCCAAGAAGAGCCCGCCCGGCUCCACGGGGCCCGAGCGGCCGCUGGGCGAGCGCGAGCUGCCCCCGCGCCCGGACAGCCCGCCCAGCGCCGGCCCCGCCGCCUACAAGGAGCCGCCGCUCGGCCUGCCGCCGCUGCCGCCGCUGGCCUUCCAGAAACUGGAGGAGGCCGCGGCGCCCCCGGACCCGUUCCGCGGCGGCGCCAGCCCGGGACCCGAGCCCCCCGGCCGCCCCGACGGCUCCAGCCUCCUCUACCGCUGGAUGAAGCACGAGCCGGGCCUGGGCAGCUACGGCGACGACCUGCUGCGGGAGCGCGGUGGCUCUCCGGGCGAGCGCUGCGAGGAGCGCGACGGGGCCGCCUCGCCCGCGGGGCCCCCGCUCGGCCUGGUGCCGCCGCGCUACCCGGGCAGCCUGGACGGGCCGGGCCCCGGCGGCGACGGCGACGACUACAAGAGCAGCAGCGAGGAGACGGGCAGCAGCGAGGACCCCAGCCCGCCCGGCGGCCACCUCGAGGGCUACCCGUGCCCGCACCUGGCCUACGGCGAGCCCGAGAGCUUCGGGGACAACCUGUACGUGUGCAUCCCGUGCGGCAAGGGCUUCCCCAGCUCGGAGCAGCUGAACGCGCACGUGGAGGCGCACGUGGAGGAAGAGGAGGCGCUGUACGGCAGGGCCGAGGCGGCCGAGGUGGCCGCGGGGGCGGCGGGCCUCGGGCCCCCCUACGGCGGCGGCGGGGACAAGGUCCCCGGGGCUCCGGGCGGCCUGGGGGAGCUGCUGCGGCCCUACCGCUGCGCGUCCUGCGACAAGAGCUACAAGGACCCGGCCACGCUGCGGCAGCACGAGAAGACGCACUGGCUGACCCGGCCCUACCCCUGCACCAUCUGCGGGAAGAAGUUCACGCAGCGUGGGACCAUGACGCGCCACAUGCGCAGCCACCUGGGCCUCAAGCCCUUCGCGUGCGAUGCGUGCGGCAUGCGCUUCACGCGCCAGUACCGCCUCACCGAGCACAUGCGCAUCCACUCGGGCGAGAAGCCCUACGAGUGCCAGGUGUGCGGGGGCAAGUUCGCACAGCAGCGCAACCUCAUCAGCCACAUGAAGAUGCACGCCGUGGGCGGCGCGGCGGGCGCGGCGGGCGCCCUGGCCGGCCUGGGCGCGCUGCCCGGCGUGCCCGGCCCCGACGGCAAGGGCAAGCUCGACUUCCCCGAGGGCGUCUUCGCCGUGGCCCGCCUCACGGCCGAGCAGCUGAGCCUCAAGCAGCAGGACAAGGCGGCCGCGGCCGAGCUGCUGGCGCAGACCACGCACUUCCUGCACGACCCCAAGGUGGCGCUCGAGAGCCUCUACCCGCUGGCCAAGUUCACGGCCGAGCUGGGCCUCAGCCCGGACAAGGCGGCGGAGGUGCUGAGCCAGGGCGCGCACCUGGCCGCGGGACCUGACGGUCGCACCAUCGACCGCUUCUCCCCCACCUAGAGCGCCCCAGCUCAGACCCCGGGGGCGGCGGCUGCGGCGGGCACACCGCGCCCGGGACACCGCAGUGGCGGCCCCACCUCGCUGCGGCCCCACCUGGCCUCACCGCUUCGUGCCUUAGCCCCGGGGUGGGGGUGGGGGAGAAACCCCCGGGACGGGGGUCGGGGGGGAUGGGGAAGGGGAGAUUUAUAUUUUUGAUAUCAGCUUUGACCAAAGGAGACCCCCUGGCCUCUCCCCGCCUCUUCCUGUGGUUCGUUGGCCCCCUGGCACCCCCACCCCCGGCUCCGUGCUGCUGCUGGGGGAGGGGCGUCACCCGGGGCGCUCCUAGCCCUACCUCCGGCCCUUGCGACCACACCCAUUCUCACUGUGAAUCUCCCCGCUGGGGUCGGAGCGUCGGGCAGAGUCGGGAGUGGGGGAGGGGACUGAGCCGGCCGGAGGGCCCCCCGCCCCCCACGGGACUGAUAAUGUGAAGUUCCUCAUUUUGCACAAGUGGCACUAGCUCCAGGGCCAACCUUUAAACCCUGCAGGACCACCAGGGGCCGGGCGCUCUGGAGUCUGGGCUGUUGGCCAGCCCAGGUCCACCGGGCCUCCCAGUCCCGUGGGGUCGCUGCCGUCCCUUCCCUGGGGUCCCGGACCAUAUUUAUUGCAUGCGCCCCGGUGGCUCCCCAUGCCGAGCCCGGGCCGGGCCGGAAGGCGGUCUCUAGCUCCCUCCCGUUUGUAUAGUUCCCACCUUGUACACAGGCUCUCUGAGCCGCUUCCAUUUUCUAUACUCGAACCAAACAGCAAUAAAGCAAUAACCAAGGA